CCAGGCGCUGCGUCAGUUCCGGGACUAGGGCCGGCCCGCAUCAGGGCUAGGGCAGUAAAGCGACGCGCCGCGGUUCCCAGCCGGCUGCUUUUUGGCGCGGAGUCUUCAGCAUGGCUGCCUCCAGGGUCGAGGGCCCCGGAGCUGCCACACCCUCGUGUUGUUGACUGCCCCUGGCGUCUGCGCUCUUCUUGUCUUUCCUGAGCUGCUCCAGCAGACAUGUUCGCUAAGGCCUUUCGGGUCAGGUCCAACACCGCCAUCAAGGGAUCUGACAGGAGGAAACUUCGGGCUGAUGUGACAGCUGCCUUCCCCACCCUCGGAACAGAUCAGAUCUCUGAAUUAAUACCUGGAAAGGAGGAGCUAAACGUUGUGAAGUUGUAUGCUCACAAAGGGGAUGCGGUGACUGUGUACUCGAGUGGUGGUAACCCCAUCCUAUUUGACCUGGAGAAAAAUUUGUAUCCAACAGUGUACACACUGUGGUCCUAUCCGGAUCUUCUACCGGCCUUUAUAACAUGGCCCAUGGUACUCGAAAAACUGGUCGGGGGAGCAGAUUUGAUGCUGCCAGGGGUAGUAGUGCCCCCUACUGGUCUGCCUCAAGUACAGCAAGGCGACCUCUGUGCCAUUGCUUUGGUGGGGAACAGAGCGCCCGUUGCAGUUGGAGUGGCUGCCAUGUCCACAGCUCAGAUGCUGGCUUCAGGCCUGAAAGGAAAAGGCAUCUCUGUGCUCCACACUUAUCAGGACCACUUGUGGAGAUCUGGAGACAAGUCCUCUCCACCUGCCAUUGCCCCACUGGAUCCCACAGAUAGCUGCGAAGAGAAGGUAGACCUUGGUUUGCACGGAAACCUGAGGAGCCUGACCCUGGAGGGAGAGGAGAAUGGGCAGGUUCCUCCCCCAGAAGCCUCUGAGGACACCAACUCCAGGGCCCUGAGCCAGGAUGCCUUGGACGGCAAGCCCCUUCAGGAGCAAAUGGAUGAACUGUUACAGCAGUGCUUCCUGCAUGCCUUGAAGAGUCGCAUCAAGAAAGCUGACCUCCCUUUGCUCACCAGCACCCUCCUUGGCAGUCACAUGUUCUCCUGCUGUCCUGAAGGACAACAACUGGAUAUAAAGAAAUCAAGCUAUAAAAAGCUCUCUAAGUUCCUGCAGCACAUGCAGCAGGAGCAGAUUGUCCAGGUCAAGGAGCUGAGCAAAGGGGUGGAGAGCAUUGUGGCUGUGGACUGGAGGCACCCGAGGAUCACAUCUUUCGUCAUCCCCGAACCUUCCCUGACUUCCCAGACUGUCCAGGAAGGUAGCAGGGAACAGCCCUAUGUCCCUCCAGAUAUAAAACCCCUCUACUGUGUCCCAGCCAGCAUGACCCAGCUCUUCCUGGAGUCUGGCCACAAGAAGGGGAGCGCCCUUGAGGGCAGUGAGGUCCGAAGGAUCGUCACUGAGUAUGCCAAGAGAAACAGCCUGGUGGAUGCAGACAACAGAAAUCUGGUGAAGUUGGAUCCUAUCUUAUGUGACUGCAUCUUAGAGAAAAAUGAACAGCACUUGGUCACAAAGCUCCCGUGGGACUGUCUCCUGACCAGGUGUUUGAAAAAUCUGCAGCCUGCCUACCAAGUGACAUUUCCUGGCCAGGAACCCAUUCUAAAGAAAGGGAAACUCAGUCCAAUUGAUAUUACCCUUGCACAGAAGGCUUGUAAUAAAAAGGUGACUGUGAUCCGGAACUUGGAGACCUAUGGUCUAGAUCCAUGCUCAGUGGCCGCCAUUCUCCAGCAGCGGUGUCAGGCCAGCACCAUUGUCUCUCCUGCCCCUGGAGCCAGAGACAGUCUGCAGGUGCAGGUCCAGGGAAACCAAAUCCACCACCUUGGCCAGCUCCUGCUCGAAGAGUAUCGGCUCCCUGGAAAAUACAUCCAAGGCCUAGAAAAGGCCCCCAAACCUGGCAAGAAGUGACAGACUCAUUUUAUGCAGUGGAUCCCAUGGGAACCCAGGUUCUAAGCUGGUAACUGAUAUGAGCAUUUUCAACUUUUGCAAAUAAAAACUGUAAUUCUUUACUGAAA
Mastomys coucha (southern multimammate mouse) is the source of this 2033-nucleotide messenger RNA. It is a transcript of the gene Eif2d, whose product is annotated as eukaryotic translation initiation factor 2D. Gene Ontology annotation, biological process: formation of translation preinitiation complex; translational initiation. The coding region runs from base 217 to 1926 and encodes 569 amino acids. The transcript is spliced from 15 exons. The record is from RefSeq and is a predicted model, not a curated record. Gene Ontology annotation, molecular function: RNA binding; translation initiation factor activity. NCBI's taxonomy places the organism in Eukaryota, Metazoa, Chordata, Mammalia, Rodentia, Muridae.